This is a messenger RNA of Carica papaya (papaya), 414 nucleotides long. The record is from RefSeq and is a predicted model, not a curated record. Lineage: Eukaryota; Viridiplantae; Streptophyta; Magnoliopsida; Brassicales; Caricaceae.
AUGAUGAGAGGGUUGUUCUUCAAGUUGGUGGUGAUGACGGUGGUGGCGGUGAACCAGUGCAGUGGGAAAAGAUACCAUGUUGACAUAACCAAUAACUUGAGCCCCAACAAUGUCCUCAACCUUCAUUGCCGGUCCAAAGACGAUGAUCUGGGGAAGCAUGCCUUGGCGGUGGGUGGUGAUUUCAGCUUCAGUUUCCAGGUGAGCUUGUUCGGAACGACGACGUUUUGGUGCGAUGUGAACUGGGGCAACAUAGAUCGUGGAAGCUACGUAGUGUUUACGAGAGAUUACGGGCUCUGGGAGAGUUGUGAUUAUAAGAACUGCUUCUGGUCUGCCAGAGACGAUGGUCUUUACUUGAUGGAUAUCCCCCAUGGCAGACGAUAUAAACUCGUUUACUCUUGGUCUUCAAUGAGUUAA